AUGGCGUCAAAGCAACAAUUUAAGGAAGAUAGAGCCGAGGCAGCUGCAAAGCUUGCUGCUAAAGAUAUCGGCGAUGUGAAUAGAGCAAACGAGCGUGAGGAAGGGUAUACGCUGAACUCAGAAACGAACUUCAAGCAGGCACGAGCUGAGGCAGCUGCGAAGCUUGCUGCUAAGGAUCUUGAAGACGUUAACAUAGCAAAAAACAAUGCAUUGGGUGCUGAAAACCAACAACAACAUCAUGAUCAGCAGAGACCCGGUGUAAUUGGAUCAAUGUUUAGGGCAGCCAAAGAAGCUGUGGUUGGCAAGAAUCAUAAUGAUUCUGCCACGGGAAAGGAUAAGGAGUACAAGGAUUACACAACAGAGAAGGCAAAGGAAACCACGGACAAAGCAGGGUCAAAGGUUGAAGAAUAUACAGAUUAUGCUGCUCAGAAGGCAAAGGAAACAAAGGAUGCAACGGCGCAAAAGGCUGGGGAGUAUGCAGAUUAUGCUUCUCAGAAAGCAAAAGAAACAAAGGAUGCAACCGUGAACAAGGUUGGGGAGAGCAAGGACUAUGUAGCAGAGAAGGCUAAGGAAGCUAAGGACAAGGCUGGAGAGUUAAAGGAUUAUGCUGCUGAAAAAACGAAAGAAGCUAAAGACACGACAAUGCAAAAAGCUGAAGAAUACAGUGACUAUGCGGCUGAGAAGACAAAAGAAGGGAAGGACACGACAGUGGGGAAGCUUGGGGAGCUGAAAGACUCAGCUGCUGAUGCUGCUAAAAGGGCAAUGGGUUUCUUCACUGGGAAGAAAGAGGAAACCAAGCAGGCCACUAAGGAAAAGCUGAGCGAAACAGAGGAAGAAGCGAGGAGGAAAAUGGAAGAACUGGGCUUGCGAGAUAAGGACAUUAGAUCAGAAGAAGAAGGACGGGGUAGAGAAAAAUUGGUGAUCAAAAUGGAAGAAACGCGACCGGGAGUGGUUGCAGAUGCGCUUAAAGCAGCAGAUGCGCUCAAAGCAGCAGAUGCGGGACGAAAGGACGAAGAAGGCAUCAUUCAUGUGGAGCGCCGUCGUGAGAAAAUGUGA
Molecule: messenger RNA, 1056 nt
Organism: Gastrolobium bilobum
Lineage: Eukaryota; Viridiplantae; Streptophyta; Magnoliopsida; Fabales; Fabaceae
Product: embryonic protein DC-8-like
Exons: 2
Coding region: 1-1056 (351 amino acids)
Source: RefSeq, a predicted model, not a curated record